Molecule: messenger RNA, 2531 nt
Organism: Macrosteles quadrilineatus (aster leafhopper)
Lineage: Eukaryota; Metazoa; Arthropoda; Insecta; Hemiptera; Cicadellidae
Product: syndecan-like
Exons: 5
Coding region: 150-845 (231 amino acids)
Biological process (GO): cell migration
Cellular component (GO): membrane; cell surface
Source: RefSeq, a predicted model, not a curated record
CCCAGCCUUCACUUCACGACCAAAUCUCUAAAGAAUUUUCAUUGAUCAAUGUUUUGAGGUGUGUUAGGUUUAUGUUUAGUUUUGAAGUGUUUUAAAUUAAUCUAAUCUUUUGUAGCUAUUUAGUACUUCGGUACUAAACUCAAUUUGGAAUGCAUUUAAGGUUGAACUUUUUAUCACUUUGUAUUUUAAUUUUCCUUGGAAUCGCACAUACGACAGCGGAAGACAAAAAACUAUCACAGCCUCCAAAACAGCAGCUUUGGCAGCCUACGUCGUCGUCGAAAGAUGACAUCUAUAUUGAUGACGAGGCGUUAGAGGGCUCCGGUAAUCGGGAGAUCAAAUAUGACCUGGAGUCUAGUGGAUCAGGCUUCGGUCCUGAUGACGAGGACGGAGAUGGUGGCAGCGAUCCUGGCUCAGGAAGCAACACGGUUGGUGGCCGAACCAUUGUCGUUGACAAGCCUGACCCUCCACCUGUCAAGGAACCUCCCAUCACGAGGACUGAUAACACUAAUGUCCAUUCGAUAAAUGAAAAUGAAAUCGGCAGUCCCUACCACAAUAAUAAUGCUGAUAACGACAAUAAUGACGACAACAACGCUGCUGGUAAUGAUGUUUAUAUCAUGAACGCCAAGCAUGAAGAAAGAGCAACUUCAUUCUUCGCACAGCCUGGUAUUCUUGCAGCUGUAAUCGGAGGUGCGGUUGUCGGACUUCUGUGUGCCAUCCUUGUUGUCAUGUUCAUCGUCUACAGGAUGCGCAAGAAAGACGAGGGCUCGUACGCUCUAGAAGAGCCUAAGAGAUCACCCACCGCUAACUCGUACACAAAGAAUUCCAACAGGGAGUUUUACGCCUGAAUUUCGCCAUAUAAUUUUAUUUAUAUUCAGGCUCAGCGAUGAGAUACUACAUGGUAACUAAUGUGCAUGAUUUUAUAUUUAUUACGUUGUGUCCGCAGCUACGCGUCCAGUUGCGUAACUGUUGACUACUAACCUGUAUAGUAACGCACAUCGUCCAGACAGCUUGUGUAGGUGCGCUCUCUAACAUAUUUUCCCCAUUUGUUUAUCUUAACCUUAUUCGUCGUGGCAUGUAAAUACCGACUACUUUUUUGUUAAGUCCUCGUUUGACGUUUGUGACAUAAGAAAAUCGUCACUUUUAAUGUGUAAUGGAUUGUAUUUACCAGUGAAAAUUGUGUAGUAAAAUUGUGAUUAUAUUUCACUCAGAGUUUUCUGGAAUUUAUUGUGAUUGUGAAAUUUUUACAAAAUUUAUUUAUUUCUCAGUAUUCAAAACGUUGUAAGAGUAUUUUUGUAACAAACCACUCGGACUCGGACGAUAGCACAAACAGAGCGGCCCAUCGCAUUGACUUGUACAUAUUUGUGUCGUGUUACGAUUCUUCCUGUAGGCUACUUCUGUCUCUGUACAUACUUGCCUACACUUACUGGACAGUAGGCAACAGUCCAUUAAAUGUAUAUAAUCGUAUUUACUCAAUAUAUAUUUACUCAUAUUAAUAUAGCAUAGCUACGAUUAUAUUAGAUACACAACUUCAUACACCCUUCCGAGACUGUGGGAAGUUCAGAUCUGACUUUCGGACACCGAAGAAAAAUUUGUCGGAGUGAAAACAAAUCAGAAUUUUGUCACAUUAGUUUUAUAAUGAAUAAAGACACCUUUUCCAUUCAGUCAAAGCUCUUAAAACUGAGGCAAGACUCUGUCCACUCACUCUCCAUCAUGACCAAGCAGCUCCAGCAGCUUCCACUGUUUUGUUUGUUUAUUUAUUGUUACAUUGUCACUUGUGCCGUACCACACAUUCACUAGAUGAACUAAGUGGAUGAAAGUUGUAUGUAAGAAUUAUUUAGUUGUAGUAUUUUUAACUCUAUUUAUAUUAGAUAAAUUAGGCAAAAGCAGGUAUUUAUCGAUUUUAAAACCCUAUAACUUUAGCAUUUAUUAACAUUCCUUUUGAAGUUCUGCAUUUACGUGAGCCUUGUGGACGGCAGCUAAAAGGCCGCUAGCUAUGUGUUGUACCUACUCAGAUUUUAUCUUAGAACAAAAACUAAUCACUACUCGAUAGGAAUAUUUAUAAAACUGUUAUUUUUGACAAUACGUUAAUUUAAGUUAGAUGCAUUUAUUAUGGCUAUGCCACAAUAUUUUUUUAAAUUAGAGAUGAUUGAGGUUAUUGUUAUUUGUUUACCGACAACAACAAGGCUUUUAUAGAAUCAGCAUCGGGUGAAGUCGUAGAAUCGACUACGAGCAUGCAAUAACAAAGUAAUAAUUGUUUUGUACUUGUAUUCAAAAUGUUUGUUAAUAUGUUCUCAAAUUUAAUUUAAUGUAUGUUGGUGUUUUAAGUGUUUAAUUAUUGUUUUAAGCUUAAUACUCAUUUAUGUCUUAAACUUGGUAUUUAGGCAGACUGUUAAAGAAUGGCUAGGACCAUGACCAGCACAAGUUAGGCCCCCACCUUCAUUUCAAUCAUCUCUAUUUGUAAUUAACAAUGUAUAACAUUGAUGUACUAUUAUGUAUUAGUUUUGUCACCAAUGAUUAAAUAACUCUUUUUA